UGACGGAAUGCGUGAAAUUUUAAGAUGGUGAUGAGCAGUGUUUUCUUAAUUUUACAUAUAAAAUUAGAUAUUGGUAUACUCUAUUCUGGAUGAUAUAAUCAGAAUGUGUCCAACGGUAUGAAUAAUAAGACAUUAGUACCUUUUCUUUUGGCGUAGUAGAUUCAAAGUGUUGAACGUGUUUAGUUGGAUCAUUGACAUUGUUUCGUUUUAAAAUUUUGUACCAUCGUGAUUGUUAUGUUUAUGGGAGUAUUAUGUGCUUUUGUAAUGCCCAGUCGAUGGAUUAGGCGUUUCUGAUGUUUUCGAAGUCAUGGAGAGGCAGGAACGUACAUAUGCCAACAUGGAGGCCACAGACACUGUGGACACCAAACAGUCAAAGCAGCGAGCGUCGAUAAAAUGGCUGUUGUCGAAGGCAUUCAACAACCGGGUACCGGAUAAUCUUCAGGAGCCAUUCUAUAGGGAUCAUGAGGAUCAAGAGCAUUUGAAACCGCCGAUCGUGGGUGGGCUGGCCAACGCGGAGCUGUACUGCCUCGCGUUGGCCAACAUGUACUCCGAUCCCAACUACCACAGCCUCAACCACUGGAACAUUCUGCAGACGUUGUCGAGGAAGGGCGUGCAGGUGCCCGACCCGCCGGACUGUGCGCUCACUGAGACUGUGCUCAUACAAACGAAUCCACUUAAAAUGGGCGCACAUUUGGCUGUGAUAGAAGCUGUGAUGAUGCUAUACGCGCGAGAAGUGGUGACGUUAGACCGCGUGUCAGCGGCUGCGCAACGCUUCGGCACUAGUCAGCCGCUGCCCGUCGGCUCCAGCAUUCCUCACGAAGAUGGUCUACUCUGUUGGAUCAACGCGGCAUGCGCAGCGCUAAACAAGGCUGAGGAGAACACAUCGUCACACGUACCGAUGGUGAAAAGUCUCCAAGACCUGUGCGAUGGUACCGCACUGGCCGCCCUCAUCUCGUUCUACUGCCCCGAGGCACUUCCGCGGUCAGCAGUGCGCGUCGGACGCAUGGUCUCCAUACAAGACUGCCUGCAUAAUCUCAUGCUGGUGUACGAGUUCUGUCAGAGCAGUCUACCUCACAACGUGUUCCACAUGAUGCCAGAGGACGUUACGUAUAUGCGAGGGUCGAUGCGUCAAAAUUUAAUAGCGAUGCUCGCGGAUCUAUUCAAUAUGUUAGAAGUACAUCCUGUCAAAUCAGUUAAAUAUCCAGGAAUCGCGGGCGAGGAGUGCAACGCGCACGGCGUGCGGCACAGACGCAGUCUGCCGCCGCCGCCGCCGCAGCCCAUCCCCGAGCUGCGCGCCGCGCCCGCCCUCUGCGCGCACGCGCUGCCCUUCGCAGUGUCGCGCUCCCCGUCGGCGGGCGGCGUGCGCGCGCGCGGGCCGGCCAGCCGCUCGUCGUGCUCCACGCCCGAGCGCCGCAGCUGCAGCCCGCAGCGGGACGACUUCGUGGUGCACAGCCGCCGGGCCAUCACCACGCUGUCCGCCAUGGCGAGGCGGGACGACGACAUGUUCGCGGAGCACGUGACGGCGGCGGGGCGGCCGUCCAACUGGGCGGAGUCCCGCGAGAGCAGCUUCGCGGGGCGGCGCUCGCGGCGCUCGUCCGUGACGGACGACAGCCAGCUCACCGUGGAGAACUUCGGCGGCUCGCAGGACCGCCUGCAGUUCGCCGGCCGGAACCCGGAGAAGGAGCUCGCCACGCUCGCCAACGUGCGCAAGAUAUCCGCGCCCGCAGGCCCACUAGACCACAAUCCACCACUUCGUUCCUCACGGCAAGACAUCCGCGGCUCCAUUCAAUUCUUCCACGGGGAUUAUCAGAACGGCGCUCAGGACGACCGACAGAAGGUGGAGCGUCAGCAGUCGCAGCCACAGACCACGGACCCCCCUUUCAACCCCAUCAAGCGACAGCUCAGCAGCGACACCAUCGGUCAGAACUUCGGGUUCAACCACAAGGGCGGCGGAGACGGGUUUUAUUUAAACGAGCGGGACGCUCCUGACGGUGACGUCACGAAAACGAGCUACGCGGAUCUCAGUAAAAUUAGGAAUAACGGUGAUCAGACAGGUCCGGGCACGCCGGAGCGCCGCAAGACCUCGUUCUCGACGCCCCCGCCCAGCACCACCACGUGGCAGCAACACUUCCUGCAGCACGAGAACCAGCCCAACGGCGACGAGGCGGCGUCGGAGGAGGCGGCGGGCGGCGGCGGGCAGGCCAUGGCGGCGCAGCUCAACAACAUCCGCCUCAAGCUGGAGGAGAAGCGGCGCCGCAUCGAGCACGACAAGCGCCGCAUGGAGCUCGCCGUCAGCCGCCAGCGCCAGCAGCUCGGCCAGCAGGCCUUCCUGCAGGCCGUCACCCGGGGCAAGGGCGCGCGCACGCCGGCCGACGAGCAGCCGCCCGCGCAGGAAAUGGUCGUUGAAGCGCCAAAUCAAGCCGUGGAAAACGCAGCGAUGGAACAGUACGAACAAUCGAUAGCAAAAAUGAACUCCAGCCUGCAGGAUAUACAGAGUGACAUCGCGCGGCUCGCCAGUCAACAAAGCCAGCUGCAGCAACAGCAACAGCAGCAGCAACAGCAGCAACAAAAUCAACAGUUACAGCAGCAGUUGCAACAACAGCAACAACAAUUGCAACAGCAGCAACAACAGUUGCAGCAGCAGCAACAGCAAGCGAAGCAAAUGUUCCAACAGCAUCAGCCGCCACAAUCACCCUUCCAGCAACAGUAUCAAAACAUUCAAACAAACAUUCCUCAACUGCACAGCCAAUUCAGCUCACAGCACAAUGUGUCGCGGCCGAUCAACGCGUUCGGGUCCACGCCGCACCUCCCGCGCGACUUCUACUACGAGGCGAACCAGACGGGCCAGCCGGGCGGCCAGCAGGUCGGCCCUCAAGGCGGCCAGCAGAACUUCCAGUAUCAGUACAGGGAUAUAGAACAAGAUUUCGGUCGGCAGCAGUUCUACCUGCACGACAGUCCGGCGCCCCCGCAGCGACGCACGUGGGCGCAGCACGCGCAGCUGCAGCAGGAGAACGAGCUCCGGGGCUGGCAGCUACAUCAGCAGAACCACCAGCAGAACCAGUACCACCAACCGCAACCUGAACCGGCGCAGAGGACGUGGAAUUCUCCCUCGCCUCAACCACCUCCCGAAAAAAACUGGAACCCGCAGGGCUUCGUCUUACACGAAAGGGCGAACCAGCCCUUCCAGGUUCACUACAACACUGAUCGGUACCAGAACGGCACCGAGAACGUUCGAGAAACGCAAAACCAUUUGAGCUAUACUGUGAUAAACCCUAAUCAAUACGCAUCGCAAUCGCCGCCGCUAUCGAGUCCGCGACGUUCGAGGACUCCCCAACGUCAAGGAUCCCUGCCAGAGGCUCGGCGACCCGAGCCAGUAGGGCUCCACCAGCUGCACUCGCCACAUCCGCCGCAAUAUGCGCAAACUCACCAGCCACACCAACCUCAUCAGACACAACAGACGCAUCAACCUCACCAGACACUCCAGGCACAAAAUUCCGUCCCGGCGCCCCCCGACGACAUGGAACCCCAAAACAUAUCUUUCAUCGGCAACGCCGAGGACGACGCGCUCCGGCAGGGCAUCAAUAGACUGAACAUCUCGUCCGGCACGCGGACCUACCGCAUCCCGUCGCCGACGAGGCCCUCGCUCGGCCGGAACUCGUUCCAACGACCCGAGGAACCCGCCGAGACGAACGAGAAAGGGUUUUACAUUUCGUUCGACAACGAGCAACCGAAACGACCCAAGCCGCCGCUGCGGGCGAAGCGGGGCUCCCCGCGGAAGGAGCGCUCCGAGUACGCCAGCCCCGAGCGGAGUCCCGAGAGCACGUGGAGCGACGACAGGCGAGACGACAGGCGAGAUGACAGGCGCGAAGAGCGUUGCGACGAGCGCCGGGAGACGCCUCGAACGGAGGCGCCGCGGGAGCGACCGCGCCCGCCUAGUGCGGAGCCCGCCGCGCUCGUCAUCGGCGAGCUCAACCCCGACCCCAAUUCCGCCGAGGAAAUGGAGCGCAAGAAGGAGCGCAUCAUGAUGCUGUCGCUGCAGCGGCGGCAGCGGGCGGACGAGGCGCGCGCGCGGGCCGAGGCGGCGGCGGCGGCGCGGCGCGCGCGCGACGAGGCCGAGGCCGAGGUGAAGGCGGCGCGCAAGGAGGAGCAGGCGCGCCGCCGGCAGGCCAUCCUCGCGCAGUACAAGCUCAAGAAGGCCGUGGAGGAGGCCGAGCGGGAGGGAAAAGUGUUCGACAAGUCCGAGUUCCUGGACACGUUGUCGCGCGGCGGCAUGAACGUGGGCGGCGCGACCGGCCCGCCCACCGGUGGGGCGCGGUUGCGGGGCAAGCUGCCGGCGCGGGCGAGACCCAAGACCAUCCACGUGGACAGCGGCGCGCUGCAGGCCGCCGAGGGGAUGCUGGCGGGCAAGCAGCCCUCCGCUACCAAUCUCACCGGCACCAUGCGACGCGACUACUACCGCGGCUCGCAGGACAACCUCGCCGAGAGGGCUGCCCUCUACAGAGAGUCCCCGGUGGAGGACCGCGGCGGAGUGUCGCCCGGCAGCGCGUCCAGCGGCCUGGGCCGGCGCGGCUCCUGCAAGACCUCGCGAGAGCGUGUGAAUGAUGAACCACAGUCGACACGUGGAAGGUCUAAAUAUUCCACUUACCAGAAUAACUUUAAGGCGGGGAGGAAAUCUAGCUCUCUUAUGAACUUGUGCGACUCGGGGCUGGGCCGCGCCACGCCGCCGCGCCGCGCCGCGUCGCCCGGCCUGCGCGCGCUGGGCUCGCCGGCGUCGGGCCCCGGCUCGCUGCCCGGCGCGCUGCCCGGCGCCAUCGGCAAGCGGCGCCACGACGACUCCUCCGACGUGUCCUCCACGCACUCCUCCAUCAUGGACUACUCCGGUCCGAGAUUAUAUAAACAGCCAGCGACGAAAUCGAACCGUGGGAUAAUGUUGAACGCGGUGGAGUACUGCGUGUUCCCGGGCGCCGUCAACGCGGAGGCGAAGCGCCGCGUGCUCGAGGAAAUCGCGCGCUCUGAGAGCAAGCACUUCCUCGUGCUGUUCCGCGACGCCGGCUGCCAGUUCCGGGCGCUCUACAGCUACUGUCCGGACACCGACACCGUGGCCAAGCUCUACGGCACGGGGCCCAAGCACGUCAACGACCGCAUGUUCGACAAGUUCUUCAAAUACAAUUCGGGCAGUAAAUGUUUCUCUCAAGUGCAUACGAAACAUCUCACUGUCACGAUCGACGCAUUCACGAUACACAACUCGCUGUGGCAGGGCAAAAAGGUGCAACUUCCCAGCAAGAAGGACAUGGCUCUCGUCAUAUAGAGAAGGGCGCGCACGACGCGAAGUCGACACUUGUCUUCGCCCAUGUCACGCCGGUGUCAUCGCGGCCCAAUCGCGUUGCAGGCCGCCACGUCGUCACCUAUGGUAUUUCCAAACCCGCUACGUGAUUGGUCCGAUGACAGAUGACAGAUGACGUCCGAGUCGGAUGACGUAACUAAUUAAAGAGUCCACGAUAUCUAGUCGCAGGCGGCGUCGAGUCGAGCCUUAUUACUCUUCAGUUUAAAACGCUUCGGUAGCGAUUAAAGCCAGUGUUGUAUUAUCGGUUAGUGCAUUUCGCGAGGUGAGGACGUUAGGAGGACGUUAAUUUAAUAUAUUAUACAGGUUGUUGACUGCAUUUACUAUGUCUUAAUGAUCACAGAUUAAACAAACUAAUUUUAAUCUAUGCCACUAAGACGGCCCGUGAAUGCAGCGUGUGGAGUGUUGUCGACCGAUGUUAUUGUUCGGUCACCGGUAACGUAACUGUUUCUAGUAAGUCAUUUGCGACGUUUUCAACAUUAUGCGAUUGUGAAUGAGGUCUGUGUCAUAUUGUACAGUUAGAAUGGAUAGGAGGGUCGAAAACUCGAAUGUUUGAAGAAGCUCGUAGCCUAACUGGAAUGUUAUAGAAAUCUUAAAAUAUAUUGGCUUUAAAGCGUUGUUUACGAUUUUAACAUGUUUUAGCGUAUUCAUUGCUUAGGUAAAAUGCAUUGGCUUUAAUAAAAUGUAUGUUAAAACGUGCGUCACACGUUCUAGUUAGGUUAGGAGUUCGAAGGUGACGGUUAUGGCUAACGAAUGGUCCGAAAAGCGUUUCGUUUUUAUUUUACGUGAGUUACGUUUGAUUUGAGUUUCGUUUUCACACUUUUAAAUAAAUUCAUUAAAUUAGUAAUUUCGAAAGUUACAAAAAUAUAUCAAUUUUUUAACAGACUUAAUAUGUGAUAUAGGCUGAGAAGUAUAAAACGUAUACCAAUUUUUAAUGUAAGCGAAAUAAGUUUAUAAUUGAGCUGUGACUUUCGAAAUGACUAUGAAAUUCACUCAGUAGUGGCCAGUCGUAACAUAAACUUUUCACACUGGUGUACAAAUACAUAUAAACGAUACAUAUACAUAUAACUUGCCUUAAAGUACUAUUUAAUAAGAAUUAUAAUAUGACUAUUAUUUCAAGUGAUUUAUUUGAACUUUUUUUUCACUUUGAGUUUCUAACGAUCUUUUGGGGGUCCAAAUUUGUACACGAGUGUGACAAAGCGUUUGUGCUCACACGUUUGCACUCGUUUGGUUCGAUACAAAGGGAUCAUUGUACGCGAUGUUGCCAUAUGUAUUAGUGAGAUGGUCGAUACGUUCCAGUGAUUUCUCUAAAAUGAUGUACCAUCUAGGAUCAGAGUCAGUUGUAAUGCUCUUAGAUAAAUCGAUUUGGUAACUCCCACGAGCGCGACGGGCUCAAUUUUGACGUUUGUAUAUUUUAUUCACUGCCAUUUUGUUAUAAUACUCAAUUUUAAAAAGCAGUUUUAUAUGCGAAGUUUCUGGAACGUUGUUUGGUAAUUCUCGAUUAGUGACUAAGAUUUUAAAAUGUUGUUAUAAACAUUCCUUGGCGCCAAAGGUUAGGGGAAUAACCAGAUAGCAGUCGUUGAUAAUAUAAGCUCGAAUUUGAAGAUUUUUAUAUAGCAGAGUAUCUUCGAAAAGCGAUGAAUACGAAUCGAACGUCAAAAUAUUCACGGAUGCGUGAGAGUUAUCAAAUUAUAAGCAAUGCCUUGUUAUAUCUCUUAAGAAAAUAACAAAUUCACAAACUAAUCUUUGCUUACUCGUAAUAUGUAACUUGUUAGUGAUUAUUUCAAUUGACUGGAGUUAUGAUUAAGAUAAUGAAUAUUCGUUUAAAUGACCUUCAUUUAUGUUGAUUAAAAUCCGAUUUUUUAAUGCUUGUAUAGCUAAAAUAAGACAAGGCACAUUUUACGUGGUAAUUGUACUGCCUUAUUCUGUAAAUAAUUGUUUUCUUUUUUUGUAUACAGCUAUUUAUUAAAACGAUGUUAAACGAAAAAUUGAUGAAUAUCAUUUUUCAUUGUUCAAUGAUUGGUCAUCAAUUAUAUACUACCGAUAGUGUAUGGUAUGCAAAUAUAUUGUAUUAUUAAAAAGCAUAACGAAAUAAUAUUGAAUUUCAUAUUAA
This is a messenger RNA of Nymphalis io (European peacock), 7454 nucleotides long. RefSeq names its product patronin-like (gene Patronin). The record is from RefSeq and is a predicted model, not a curated record. Gene Ontology annotation, cellular component: microtubule minus-end. Gene Ontology annotation, biological process: negative regulation of microtubule depolymerization; neuron projection development; cytoplasmic microtubule organization. Gene Ontology annotation, molecular function: spectrin binding; calmodulin binding; microtubule minus-end binding. Lineage: Eukaryota; Metazoa; Arthropoda; Insecta; Lepidoptera; Nymphalidae. The transcript is spliced from 25 exons. Bases 308 to 5308 code for a protein of 1666 amino acids.